CCUGCUUUGCUCGCUGCUGCUUGGUCUCUGCGGGCCCCGCCUGCCCUGGCUUCUCCCGGGGCUUGCCGCGUGCUUGCUCCUGUACGGGAUUGCUGGAAAGCUGGGUGCCGAGGACCCGAUGCUUGUAGGCACAAGUGCCAACUGCUUGGGCCAGCUGACUUCAAGGGAUCCCUUCCAAUCUUACAUUAUGUGAUUCCUUUUCCCCUUCCCUUUUUCCUUUUCCCCUUCACCCUUUUCUCCUUGCCUUCCCCCUAAAACCUGAUCUGUACCCACUGAAUUUUCCAAACAUCUCUAUUUCAGACUCAGGAGGACUUGGGCUCUGAAAAGUUUUGUUCCCUCAUCUGAGAAAGAUAAUUAUUUUACCUACAAAUCUCACUUUUGACCUUUUUCUUUGUAGGAUGAACACUGUGUGCCUUUUUUCUUUCAUAUCUUCAGAGGCACAUGCAGACACUGCCUGCAAGAACCGGCCCCUCGACCUCGUCUUCAUCAUCGACAGCUCCCGCAGCGUCCGACCUGAAGAGUUUGAGAAAGUGAAAAUCUUUUUGUCAGAAAUGAUCGAUACUCUGGAUGUUGGUGAAAGAACAACCCGUGUGGCAGUCAUGAAUUACGCCAGCACUGUCAAAGUAGAGUUUCCCCUCCGGACCUACUUUGAUAAAGCCUCCAUGAAGGAGGCCGUGUCUCGCAUUCAGCCCCUGUCUGCUGGCACCAUGACUGGCCUUGCCAUCCAAGCUGCCAUGGAUGAAGUCUUCACUGAGGAGAUGGGUACCCGGCCAGCCAACUUCAAUAUCCCCAAGGUGGUCAUUGUUGUGACAGACGGACGACCACAAGACCAGGUUGAAAAUGUGGCAGCAAACGCCCGCACGGCUGGGAUUGAGAUCUACGCAGUGGGGGUAGGCCGUGCUGACAUGCAGUCCCUGAGGAUCAUGGCCAGUGAGCCGCUGGAUGAACACGUCUUUUAUGUGGAGACCUAUGGUGUGAUUGAGAAGCUGACAUCCAAGUUCCGAGAGACAUUCUGUGCUGUGAACACAUGUGCACUUGGGACCCAUGACUGUGAGCAGGUCUGCGUUAGUAAUGGUGGAUCCUACCUCUGUGAUUGCUAUGAAGGCUACACUCUGAAUCCAGAUAAAAGAACUUGCUCAGCUGUAGAUGUGUGUGCGCCUGGGAGGCAUGAAUGUGAUCAGAUCUGUGUGAGUAACAAUGGAUCCUAUGUCUGUGAAUGCUUUGAAGGCUACACCCUAAAUCCAGAUAAGAAGACUUGCUCAGCCAUGGAUGUGUGUGCGCCUGGAAGACAUGACUGUGCCCAAGUCUGUCGGAGAAACGAUGGAUCCUACAGCUGCGACUGCUUUGAGGGAUUCACUCUGAAUCCAGAUAAGAAGACUUGCUCAGCUGUCGACAUGUGUGCACCUGGAAAGCACGACUGUGAGCAGGUCUGCGUGAGAGACGAUCUGUUCUAUACCUGCGACUGCUAUGAGGGCUAUAUCCUGAAUCCAGACAAGAAGACUUGCUCAAGAUCCACAACAAGCAGUCUUGUAACAAAUGAAGAGGCCUGUAAGUGUGAAGCCAUAGCUGCACUGCAGGAUUCAGUCACCUCGCGCCUCGAAGCUCUGUCCACAAAAUUAGAUGAAGUGUCUCAGAAGCUGCAAGCCUAUCAAGACAGACAGCAGGUUGUCUGAGCCAGCAUUCUACUUACCUUCAAAAUGAUCUUUCAUAAGCAAUUCUUUUUAUUGUGUUCAGCAAGCUUUAUUUUGUUGCGCAGCUUACAGCACAGCAGUUGGUUAUUAUUAUUGGCAAGCAUCAAGAAGAUUUCAGGAAGACAACAGUCUUGAAAGUACAGUGACCCUGAGGAUCUUCAUGUACAUUCAUUUUGUAAUGAUAAAGCCACCUAUACCUGCUUUGGUCUGUACUGCAAGGAGUACAGCAGGUAUUUCUGUUCUGCAGUAACUGCAUUUUUAUUGUCUUAUUUAAAAGAAAUACAGGAAAAAAUGAAUGAGUACAGUAUUCACGUCAUAUAAAACUGUGAAAUGGCAAGGCAGAGUAAAAGUGUGCCUAUGGAAUCUGUGCAUUAAAUGGGAAAGUAAUUUGGGGUCUUGUAACUUAUUUUGAUAAAAUAAAGUAUGAUCAAGCACA
Messenger RNA from Numida meleagris (helmeted guineafowl), 2127 nucleotides. It is a transcript of the gene MATN3, whose product is annotated as matrilin 3. Gene Ontology annotation, molecular function: calcium ion binding. The transcript is spliced from 8 exons. The record is from RefSeq and is a predicted model, not a curated record. Lineage: Eukaryota; Metazoa; Chordata; Aves; Galliformes; Numididae. The coding region runs from base 399 to 1673 and encodes 424 amino acids.